Molecule: messenger RNA, 1269 nt
Organism: Lotus japonicus
Lineage: Eukaryota; Viridiplantae; Streptophyta; Magnoliopsida; Fabales; Fabaceae
Product: protein ORANGE, chloroplastic-like
Exons: 8
Coding region: 169-1104 (311 amino acids)
Source: RefSeq, a predicted model, not a curated record
UGUUUGUUUGUCCUUUUAUCUGUUUUUUUUUUGGGGUUUGGAUUUAGCGGAGGAAUCUGCUCCACUAAAAAUACCGUGUUGGAAAUAUUUUAAUUUUAAUUUGUUGUUGGAGACUCCAAUUAUAUGUGACAGCGAAAACAAAACAAGCUCAUUGAAUCGAAGUUGAGGAUGCUCUGUCUGGGUGGUGCGGUGUCGUUUUACAGCGUGAAAUGCUUUCAGCUGUACGAUUCCCGUUACAGGGACAACAGAUUCCUCCAUCACCAUGUAAACCACACACCCAGAUGGCGGCGCUUCAUGGCCAUCGAUUCCGAAUCUUCUUUUGCACCCUCAUCCUCCAUUGAUUCUGAUGCCACCGCUGCUGCUGGAUUCUGCAUCAUUGAAGGCCCCGAAACGGUGCAAGAUUUUGCUAAGAUGGAGCUUCAAGAAAUUCAGGACAACAUUCGAAGUCGGAGGAACAAGAUUUUUCUGCAUAUGGAAGAGGUGCGUAGGCUUAGGAUACAACAAAGGAUUAAAAAUGCUGAACUUGGAAUUUUUAAUGAAGAGCAAGAAAAUGAACUUCCAAAUUUCCCAUCAUUCAUUCCAUUCUUGCCUCCUUUGACUUCAGCAAACCUCAAGCAGUAUUAUGCAACCUGUUUUUCUCUUAUUGCCGGAAUAAUUCUUUUUGGUGGUCUCCUUGCACCCAGUUUGGAACUUAAGCUUGGAAUAGGAGGCACAUCUUAUGCAGAUUUUAUUCAAAAUAUGCAUCUGCCUAUGCAGUUGAGUGAGGUUGAUCCCAUCGUGGCAUCAUUCUCUGGAGGAGCAGUUGGGGUAAUCUCUGCAUUAAUGGUUGUUGAGAUAAACAAUGUGAAACAGCAAGAGCAAAAAAGAUGCAAAUACUGUCUUGGCACUGGAUAUCUUGCAUGUGCUCGCUGUUCAAGCACAGGCGCACUUGUUCUGAUUGAACCAGUGUCCACAGUUAAUGGUGGAGAUCUGCCUCUAUCACCACCAAAAACUGAGAGAUGUUCAAAUUGCUCUGGAUCUGGCAAGGUUAUGUGUCCAACAUGUCUUUGUACUGGAAUGGCAAUGGCAAGCGAACAUGAUCCACGAAUUGAUCCUUUUGAUUAAAGGUUUAAAUAUGAUAGAUAUCCUAAAGAGACAAUUUGAAAUGUAUAAUUUAUGUGGUAUAAUUUUUCUGUGGCGAAGUAAUGGAAUUUAUGUAAAUAUGUAUAAAUACGGAAUAUGAAAAAGAAAGCUGUUAAGAAUAAGGGAGUUUCCCUUUAUUUUUGAGAA